Cherax quadricarinatus is the source of this 494-nucleotide messenger RNA. The record is from RefSeq and is a predicted model, not a curated record. NCBI's taxonomy places the organism in Eukaryota, Metazoa, Arthropoda, Malacostraca, Decapoda, Parastacidae.
AUGGGGGCCAGGGAGUACCUCAACAUUACAGAGGUCCCCCCUUCCCUCCCCUCUGAGAGAGGUACUAGCAAGGUUGCCGAGGAGACAGCAGCAUCGGAACAGCAGCAGAAGCAGGAGCAGCAGCAGGAGCAGCAGGAGGUAGGAACCUCACCAGGCAGCCAACAUAGUGACCAAACCAGCGCACCAAUACACAUCAACGGUCAGGAUAUGGACGCUAGUAGUGACGAAGGUGUGGUGACGGAGGAGGUGGUGAUCCCCAGGAGGGUCAACACCAGACUUGCUGAGCCAUGGGACUCAUUCUCACCCAUUGAUGUUACUACUAAUGGGGUGAGUGUUAUUGUUCUUGUUAUUACCCACUUACGUUAGUACUAAUGGGGUGAGUGCUGUUAUUACCCACUGACGUUAGUACUAAUGGGGUGAGUGCUGUUAUUAACCAUUGACGUUAGUACUAAUGGGGUGAGUGCUGUUAUUACCCAUUGACGUUAGUACUAAUG